Molecule: messenger RNA, 237 nt
Organism: Penicillium verrucosum
Lineage: Eukaryota; Fungi; Ascomycota; Eurotiomycetes; Eurotiales; Aspergillaceae
Exons: 2
Coding region: 1-237 (78 amino acids)
Source: RefSeq, a predicted model, not a curated record
AUGCAGCUAUACCGCAAAUAUCGACUUUGGCGCCCAACAGCCUUUGAGUGUGAUAUGCGAUGUGAGCUCAUCGAACCUACCCUGUUGAUACGUUUCCUGCAGCCUGGCCCUGUUCGCUGCUCUGCCCAACGUGGAUGUGCAUUGAUCCCCAGCCUCCCUGUUCCGCAUCACUUCUCCCACGCCUUAAAACCUCGUUGGGACGCUUCCGAUCGGACCUUUGCGCUGAUAAAGGCCUGA